AAAGAGGAUCUUUUUAGGAAAAAAAAAAAGAACAAACCAAAACCAAACCACAAACCCCACCAGUGUCCCUAUGCCUUAUAAGGCAUGGGCAGGCUUACUCCAGUGCUGAAGGAGGGGCGGUAACGGGUUCAUGCUGCUGAGUUUUCUCUGGCAACGCUUGCAGGCGACUGAAGAAGUCGCAAACGCUUCGCUCCCCGGAACCUGGGAGAGAAAGUCAGGGAGGAGAGGAGGCAGCAGGUGAAUUUUCUAUUAAAAAAAAAAACCAAAAAACCCAAACCAACCACCACUUGAUCAUGGGAAAAUCAGCUUCCAAACAAUUUGCUGAAGAAGUCUUGAAAGCACACAAUGACUACAGGAAGAAACACGGAGUCCCCCCAUUAAAACUCUGCAAGAAGUUAAACAGAGGAGCCCAACAGUAUGCUGAAGAACUGGCUACCACAAGGAUCCUCAAACACAGCUCUGAGUCUGCUAAUGGAAAAUGUGGAGAGAACCUAGCAUGGGCAUCCUAUGACCAACCAGGAAAGGAUGUGGCUGACAGAUGGUACAGUGAAAUAAAAAAUUACAGCUUUCAAAAUCCAGGAUUUUCUUCUGGGACAGGUCACUUCACAGCAAUGGUUUGGAAGAACACAAAAAAGCUGGGGGUUGGAAAAGCAUCCGCUAGCGACGGCUCAACAUUUGUAGUGGCUAGAUAUGAUCCAGCUGGAAAUGUAGUAAAUCCAGGCUAUUAUGAAGAAAAUGUCCUUCCUCCAAGAAAAUAACUUUUUUAAAAAAGAAGAAAGUAUUCUUAUUGCUUAAUGACAAGUGAACCUGGGCUGGGACUUCACAGUGUUUGAAAUGAAAUAUGAUUCAAUGACAUUUCCUGUUUGGUACUGCUGUUCACUUCUCAGUACAGAGGAAGCAAUUCCAUGUUGCUUGAGUCGAUCUGCACAUGAGAGUCCCUGUUGUUUCUGAGGGGGCUUCAGUAUAUGCAGCUUUUCUGAAGGGCAAAAUUUAUGAGGGUGGGUUUUCUUUGAUAACAGUUUGCAUGAAGUCUGUGUCAGCAUGUGAGUAAGCACAUGUUGGAUCUCUUUUUUUUUAACAAGCAAAUGUAUAGCUUGUAAUUAUAUCACACAAUGCUUGUUUUCCAGUAUUUUUUAAUAACUGUAACUUCUUUGUUCUAUAUAUACCUCCUGCUACUGUGGGGGCUUCUCUGCAGAUGGAACAUAUGCAAAACUUCCCGUAUGAAAAGUACAGGUGUAAAAUGUAGUGGCAUUCAGAGCUGUGUGUUUUUAUUAAGAGGAUCUCACAGAACACUAAAACAUUGCUGACAAAAUUGUAUCUGUCAAGCAAGCCAUAACUAAUGCAUGACCUGAAAGCUACUAAAGUUUAAAUCCCAGUGUUAGGUGCUAGUGUUUAAAAUCUAUUUGAGAUGAGUGUAUUAUUUCAAGUUCAAACCCCAUUUUACAGUUUACAGUAUGGACAUUGUCUUAGAAUCAAAUUGUUUACUUCUGUUACAGGAAAGUAAGAUGCUACUUUUUCUCUUUGAUGUUUACACACACAAAAAGUUUCUUUGAUGGAGCAUGUUGGAUUUUAUUUCUCAAUCACUUUUUUUAAUCUCCUGAGGAGUAUCUUCUGCAGGUGUCAUGCUGUACAGACAACAACAUUCCCAAAUCAUCACUUGUCUUCUUUCAUAAUGUCACAAUAGGAGGUAUUCACAUGGUCAGAAUGAAGAGAAGUUUACUUUUUUGUUCAUAUCUUUCAAUAACACAAAAAACAUUUCACAUACUGGAUGGAUGCCUUGAAAAAAAAUUGGAUUUAGUGUCAUUAAAAUCAAGCAAGCAAAAAUUCUGAGGGCAUCUUUUUCUCUCAUGAAAUGUGAGUCAGAUCAUUUUGUCCAAGUUCAUAUCAUAGAAUCAUAGAAUGGUAGGGGUUAUAUACUAUGUUUCAUUUUGAGGUUUUCUUUCCUUUGUAAAUGUUUCUUUUGACUUCUGCUGAGAUUCUAUAUGCCAGAAUUUGGUCCAUGAAGAGUGCCAUUACAGAAAUACUUCUUUUUGUUUACACAGUUGUAAUAAACUGCACUGUUACAGCUUGA
Colius striatus (speckled mousebird) is the source of this 2071-nucleotide messenger RNA. RefSeq names its product GLI pathogenesis related 2 (gene GLIPR2). Gene Ontology annotation, cellular component: extracellular region. Bases 294 to 758 code for a protein of 154 amino acids. The record is from RefSeq and is a predicted model, not a curated record. The transcript has 5 exons. NCBI's taxonomy places the organism in Eukaryota, Metazoa, Chordata, Aves, Coliiformes, Coliidae.